Henningerozyma blattae CBS 6284 is the source of this 1173-nucleotide messenger RNA. RefSeq names its product Scd6p (gene SCD6). NCBI's taxonomy places the organism in Eukaryota, Fungi, Ascomycota, Saccharomycetes, Saccharomycetales, Saccharomycetaceae. Gene Ontology annotation, biological process: P-body assembly; cytoplasmic stress granule assembly. Gene Ontology annotation, molecular function: mRNA binding. Bases 1 to 1173 code for a protein of 390 amino acids. The record is from RefSeq and is a predicted model, not a curated record. The transcript has a single exon. Gene Ontology annotation, cellular component: P-body.
AUGUCUCAAUAUAUUGGGAAAACUAUUUCUUUAAUUUCCACUACUGAUAACAGGUAUGUCGGUUUAUUAGAAGGGAUUGACUCUGAGAACAGUACUGUAACCCUAAGAGAGGUUCGUUGCUUUGGUACUGAAGGCCGUAAGAAUUGGGGUCCAGAAGAAAUCUACCCAAAUCCAACAAUCUAUAAUUCUGUAAAAUUCAAUGGUAAUGAAGUCAAGGAUUUAAGCAUAUUGGAUAUGAAAAUUGAAGAAGUUCAACCUGUGAUGCCACAGGGAAUCUGGGCUCCUCAAGUAAUGGCAGAACAAGGCCAGACACUUUCUUCAGCUGCAUCUGCUAAUUCCAGCCAAGCUACACAACAACCACAACAGCCACAACCCCAAGUACCAGCUGCUAUGGCAGGUUAUGGUGUUUAUGCACCAUCUGCUGAAGAAACUGCCUCUGCAGUUAGCGAAACUGCCCAAUCCUCCACUGGGAAAAGUAGAUCUAAUGAAUCCGUAAAUGAUACUCCAUCUCAAGGCACAGAAUUAGAAGAUUCUAAUAAAGAAAACAAAUCUAGUUUUAGAAAGAAUUACUCUGAUAAUAGAGAUCAUCAUGGUUCUCACCAAAACAAUCAACGUUAUAACAAAAACAAUUCCAACCAUAAUCAUAACACACACCAAAGAGGUGUUGAAAUUCCAACUGAAGAUUUUGAUUUUCAAUCAAACAACGCCAUUUUUGCUAAAACUGGAGUGCCAGAGCAAAAUGAAGAGAGUUCUGAAAAGAAGAUUGAAGAUUAUAAACAAACAGAUGCUACUGAACACUGUGAAGAUCAUGGUUCAUUUUAUGAUAAAAAAUCAUCUUUCUUUGAUACUAUCUCCACUUCUGCAGAAGUAAAUACUAACAUGAGGUGGCAAGAGGAAAAAACAUUAAAUAUGGACACCUUUGGUCAAGCAUCUGCAAGACCAAGAUAUCAUCAUAGAGGUGGUUACAGGGGUGGUAGAGGCCGUGGUGGUAGAGGUGGCAGAGGCCGUGGUUAUAAUAAUCACAAUAACAGAAGUAACAAUUAUCACAAUAAUUAUAAUAAUAAUAAUAAUCAUUCUAAUAAUAGCAAUGCUAACUAUAACAAUAGUAAUAGAAGAGUUCAAGAGAGCAAUAACAGCCAAUUCCCACAUAAUUCUCAAGCUGUCCAAUUCUAG